UUCUCCUUAUUUUUGUGGUUUAUGAAUUGUACCAUUUUUAAGAUGUUUGCAAUGACAGUUUUCCUACAUAUAACCUUUCUUCCCAGACAGGAACCUGAGAACUUGACCAUUUUUUUCUUUCCUUAAAGUUUUGGGGACUCAAUUGUUUUCUUACAUGUGGUGCCCCACAUUUUGUGAAAAGAUUGUCUAAAGUAUGGCUUGCUGCAACAGAAUCCAACUGAUACUGAACUCGGAGAAAAUAAUUUUAGUUGUCUUCAAACAAGAAGAGCUAGAUUCUUUUCUAAGUUAAACCAUGAGGCACUGACGUUCAAGGACGUGGCUGUGACCUUCAGUGAGGAGGAGCUGGGGCUGCUGGACCCUACCCAGAGGCAGCUGUACCGAGACGUGAUGCUGGAGAACUUCAGGAACCUGGUCUCCGUGGGGCAUCAGUCCUCCAAACCAGAUAUGAUAUCCCAGUUGGAGAGAGAGGAAAAGCUUUCAGUGAAGGAGAUUCAGGCUCAACGAGGUAGUCACUCAGAAAGCAGAAGUCAGAAUGAGGUGGAGACUCUUCAUGAAGCAGGAGUAAGGUGCAUCUCAUUGGGAGAGCUGUCAUGCUGGCAAAUCAAGAAACAUGGGAGCAAAUUAACCAAAAGUCAAGACUCCAUGAUAAAUAGUCAAAGAAGGAGUUCUCAGUUCUCCCGACAGUGUAAUUCCCCCUGUCAGUUGGGCACAGGAGUAUCCAUUCAGGCUUAUGUGGAUGACACCUGUAUCAUGAAUCUUAUAGAGGAUCACUCCAGUAUUAUUGAAAAUCAAGAAUUUCCAACUGAGAGAGCUCAGAAUUCUUGGAGCAAAAUAUAUCUGAAUGAGACACAGAAUUAUCAGAGACGUUGUGAGCAGACUGAGAUGAAAAACAAAUUAUGUAUAUUUGCUCCAUACGUUAACAUUUUCAGUUGUGUUUCACACCACCGUGAUGCUGAUACAGUAGACAAAAGAGAUGAAACUCACAGCAACAAAGAUUGUGGUGAAGACAUCUUAAAGGUAUCACCUCUUGCCCAGCGCAGUAUAAUUCACACCAGACAGAAAACCUACCAGUGUAAUGAAUGUGAAAAAGCCUUCAGUGAUAACUCCAGUCUUGAACUUCAUCAGCAGGUACACUUGGGAAAGACGUCCCCUACGUAUAGUACACAUGAGGAGGACACCAGUUAUGGCUCUGCUAUUCCCGUUCAACAAAGUGUUUGCACAAGAAAUAAACGCUACUGGUGUCAUGAGUGUGGGAAGGGUUUCAGUCAGAGCUCAAACCUGCAGACUCAUCAGAGAGUCCACACAGGGGAGAAACCCUAUUCGUGCCAUGAGUGUGGGAAGAGCUUUAAUCAGACCUCACAUCUUUAUGCCCAUCUGCCUAUUCACACAGGAGAGAAGCCCUAUAGAUGUGAAAGCUGUGGGAAGGGCUUCAGUCGUAGUACAGAUCUCAAUAUUCAUUGCAGAGUUCACACUGGAGAGAAGCCUUAUAAAUGUGAGGUAUGUGGGAAGGGCUUCACUCAGAGAUCACAUCUUCAGGCCCAUGAAAGAAUCCACACUGGAGAGAAACCAUAUAAAUGUGCAGAUUGUGGGAAACGCUUUAGUUGUAGCUCAAAUCUUCAUACCCACCAGAGAGUCCACACUGAAGAGAAACCAUACAAAUGUAAUGAGUGUGGGAAGUGCUUUAGUUUGAGCUUUAAUCUUCAUAGUCAUCAACGCGUCCACACAGGAGAGAAACCCUAUAAAUGUGAAGAGUGUGGUAAAGGUUUUAGUUCAGCCUCAAGUUUCCAGAGCCAUCAGAGGGUUCACACAGGAGAGAAGCCAUUUCGAUGUAAUGUGUGUGGUAAAGGCUUCAGCCAGAGUUCGUAUUUUCAAGCCCAUCAGAGGGUCCACACUGGAGAAAAACCAUACAAAUGUGAGGUGUGUGGGAAGCGCUUCAAUUGGAGCUUGAAUCUUCACAAUCAUCAGAGAGUCCACACAGGAGAGAAACCCUAUAAAUGUGAGGAGUGUGGGAAGGGUUUCAGUCAGGCCUCAAAUCUUCAAGCUCAUCAGAGUGUCCACACUGGGGAAAAACCAUUCAAAUGUGAGGCGUGUCAGAAGCGAUUCAGUCAGGCCUCACAUCUUCAAGCCCAUCAGAGAGUCCACACCGGAGAGAAACCGUAUAAAUGUGACACGUGUGGUAAGGCCUUCAGCCAGAGGUCCAAUCUUCAAGUCCAUCAGAUAAUUCACACUGGAGAGAAACCAUUUAAAUGUGAGGAGUGUGGAAAAGAAUUCAGUUGGAGUGCUGGGCUCAGUGCUCAUCAGAGGGUCCACACAGGGGAAAAACCCUAUAUGUGUCAGCAGUGUGGCAAGGGCUUCAGUCAGGCCUCACAUUUUCACACACAUCAGAGGGUCCACACUGGAGAGAGACCAUACAUAUGUGAUGUGUGUUGUAAGGGAUUCAGCCAGAGGUCACAUCUUGUAUACCAUCAGAGAGUCCACAGUGGAGGGAGUCUGUAGAAAUGUGAGGUGUGGUAAUCUUCCAGUUAGAGUUCACAUCUUCAUCUCCACUAGAAAGUCCUUGCUGAUAAUUGUGCAAAGUUCCUUCAGAACUCAGAAGCUUCACGGAAUCUUCAUGGGAAAGAAGCUCCAUAAAAUGCUGUGUUUUAAGGACUCUGGGAGAUUAUUUCUUUGCAAACAUCAGAUUUCACAGAUGAGAGAAAACCUAUAAAAAUGGUCAGUGGCUGUGCCAGAGUUCUGAAUGUCCCAAUUCUGAAGAUGCAACACAACAGAAGAAUCUUAAAAUUCACUGGAGUCUGCCCAGGAGAGGAGAGGGCUUAUAAAUGAAGAUUUGGAGCAGGACUUGAACAAAAGUAUAACGGUGGAGAAAAUAGAUGUCACUACAACAACAUAACCUCUGUGUAGGGAGGGGUGGUUUUCACCACUGUAUCUCUACCAUGUAGAUCUGUGCUUGGCUCACAAUAGGUGCCCAACAAUUGCUAAACAAAGUGGAGAAGAUCCCUAUAAUUAGGACAGAUAUUUGUAAAUUCUAGUAAUUUCUCUACCCUUAAUGACAUAUGCAAAAGGAAUCCUGCCAGUAGCCUUAAUAGAUAAGAUUAAUUUCAGGAAAUAUUGAUUGAAGUACAGAAAAUCAUGUAAUACUGCCAUCCACAAUACUACAAAUUUGGACAAGUCUUGUGAGUGGCUCCCAUGCUCAUCUGCCUCACUUUGUACAGUGUGUCAUCCGUUUUGUUCAGUGUAAUAGUAUCAUCAGUUUGUGUUUUGUAGACUGAAAAAAAUAUUAAUCUAAUGGUACUGCAAUUUAUAUGAUUGGAAAUUUUGAACCCCAAUUCAUUAAGGUGGGGUUUUACUGUACCUAUUUGAAGAUGACAAAAGUAGUUACUACUGACAGAAAAUUUCUUAGUAAACUUGAAUUGUUAA
Messenger RNA from Diceros bicornis minor, 3417 nucleotides. It is a transcript of the gene ZNF235, whose product is annotated as zinc finger protein 235. Gene Ontology annotation, cellular component: nucleus. The record is from RefSeq and is a predicted model, not a curated record. Bases 388 to 2496 code for a protein of 702 amino acids. The transcript is spliced from 4 exons. Lineage: Eukaryota; Metazoa; Chordata; Mammalia; Perissodactyla; Rhinocerotidae. Gene Ontology annotation, molecular function: RNA polymerase II cis-regulatory region sequence-specific DNA binding; DNA-binding transcription factor activity, RNA polymerase II-specific. Gene Ontology annotation, biological process: regulation of transcription by RNA polymerase II.